This is a messenger RNA of Echinostoma caproni, 618 nucleotides long. The record is from the annotation of a GenBank genome assembly. NCBI's taxonomy places the organism in Eukaryota, Metazoa, Platyhelminthes, Trematoda, Plagiorchiida, Echinostomatidae.
AUGUUGGCUUUCCUUCCGAGGUCAAUAAACCGCCCUUCAUCUCUAUCAGCGAUUGGAUCGUUGCUUUUCCACAUUCCCAAUCGAUUAUCUAGUCGUAUUUUCAUUUUGGAUUCAGGGAACAUUUAUCGCAACUUGGCAUUUGAAGCAUGCUUAUACGCCGACUCCGACAGAUUUGUCUUCAAUAUUCUACUGUGGCGCAGUGAUCCAUGUGUUGUGAUCGGUCGAUUUCAGAAUGCAUGGAACGAAAUCCGGACAGAUGUUUUAAGUGAACGACGAUGGGUGUUAGCCCGUCGUCAAUCUGGUGGCGGAGCAGUUUUCCAUGAUUUGGGUAAUUUGAAUAUCUGCUUCAUGCAAGCCCGUCGUGUUCUGGACCGGAGAGAAUGUAUGCGAGCUUUACAGCGCGCUCUGCAACCGUUGUUACCUGGUCACGUUGUUCAUGUUGGUGAACGUUAUGAUUUGUGGACUUCACCUGAGGUCCCUAACGCGCAAGAUCCCGAUCUUACACUACCACUGUCAAUAUACCUACCAUAUUUCGCUCCAGCUUUACAGACAGACGUCAAAUUAACUCUUACGCUUUUGUCCGGAUUAACUAAUUACUUUGGUUUAGCUAUAGUUUAG